AUGCCAACCCUUAAUGUGAGCGAGUUGAACAUUGUCCUCGGCGUCCUUGGACUGUUCACCUUGCUGUACGGCAUCAUCUCGGUCAAGAUCAAGUGCAAGUGGUACUUGGGUGAAGCCUUGCCUGCGGUCCUCAUAGGUGUCCUGCUGGGACCCAUAUCAGCCAAAUUUCUCGACAGCACGAUGGGGCUCUGCAACGGAGGGACAAACCAACGCCAUCACCCUGCUGGUGAUCGCAGGCUACCAGCUGCCCGCCAAGUACCAAUAAUUACGAAGGAAGGAGAUGGCCUUGUGUUUGCUUCCCAUCAUGACGAUCAUAUGGCUCUGUACUGCCCUCUGCAUGCUCGCUACGGUGCCCAAGAUCACCUUGCUGGCGUUACGUGCACCGACCCCAUCCUCUCCCAGGCCAUCGCCAAAGGACCCUUCGCCGACAGGUUUGUUGCUCGGCCUCUGCGCGAGAUCAUCUCCUCUGAAACGGGCGCCAACGAUGGCUUUGGAUUCCCUUUCCACAUGCUGGCCGUCUACCUCAUCCGCCAUGCCGACAUUCCUGGUGCUGGAGAAGGAGGGGAGACCGCUUCGGUCGCCGAGAGAGCCAUGAGUCUUUUUGCUCGCUCAGAGGAGGGAGUCGGUCGUCUUGGCGGCGGCAUCCACGUGGCUCUCACCAACUGGGUCGUCGAGACGUGGCUCUACAUUGUCUUCAUGUCUGUUGCCAUCGGCAUCGUUGUCGGCUUUGGGUCCGGAAAGGCAUUGAAUUUUGCUCUGCUCAUCAAAAGCUUUGCGCCAUCUUCAAGUCAGCUAACCGUGUCUUCAAAGCUGUGGCUCGUCGGCAUCUGCGGCAUGCUGGGCACAGACGACCUGCUCGCCUACUUCGUCGCCGGCAACGCCAUGAACUGGGACGGAGAGUUCUUGGCGGAGACCGAAAAGCGUCACGACGAAGUCAACUCUUGCGUCGAUGUCCUCCUUAACUUUGGUGACUUCAUGUACAUCGGCACAGGCCGCCUCUUCGCCCUCGGGGGUUUAGUCCUCCUCUUCCGCCGUAUCCCAGCCAUCCUGACGUGCUACAAGAUCAUGCCUAAGGUGUGCCAGAACUGGAAGGAGGCGCUGUUCAUGGGCUACUUCGGUCCUAUCGGCGCCGGCGCUGUCUUCUACGUCGAGCACACCCGCCACCUCUUCCCGGAGCUCGUCAAGGGCGACGAAGAGGAGACGAACCUCGUUCAAGUCAUGGCUCCUGUGGUCUACUGGCUGGUGCUUUUCUCGAUUGUUGUCCACGGGCUGUCGAUCCCUGCGCUGAACCUGAUUUACAAGUACGCCGGCGUCAAGCCUACCCAGGAGGCCGCUACCGAGAUCCGCCGCGUCUCGAUGCAUGUGCCCACGCCGAACAACGCCAUGGUCGGCGACCGCGACACGUUCAUUGCGUAUAACCGCUUCUCGCGCCCUGUAUUCAACACUGCUGAGUUGCCGUACUUGAAGAAAAACCAGAAGAUGUACACACACGAUGAGAAGUCUUUUGACAGCUUGGGGGAAUAG
Colletotrichum gloeosporioides is the source of this 1524-nucleotide messenger RNA. RefSeq names its product Na(+)/H(+) antiporter 1. Gene Ontology annotation, molecular function: sodium:proton antiporter activity. The coding region runs from base 1 to 1524 and encodes 507 amino acids. The record is from RefSeq and is a predicted model, not a curated record. Gene Ontology annotation, biological process: sodium ion export across plasma membrane; regulation of membrane potential; proton export across plasma membrane. Gene Ontology annotation, cellular component: plasma membrane. NCBI's taxonomy places the organism in Eukaryota, Fungi, Ascomycota, Sordariomycetes, Glomerellales, Glomerellaceae. The transcript has 7 exons.